Messenger RNA from Cyprinus carpio (common carp), 4849 nucleotides. Its product is annotated as PDZ domain-containing protein 7-like. The record is from RefSeq and is a predicted model, not a curated record. The transcript is spliced from 15 exons. Gene Ontology annotation, biological process: sensory perception of sound; auditory receptor cell stereocilium organization. Gene Ontology annotation, molecular function: protein binding. Gene Ontology annotation, cellular component: stereocilia ankle link complex; plasma membrane; stereocilium tip. Lineage: Eukaryota; Metazoa; Chordata; Actinopteri; Cypriniformes; Cyprinidae.
AUCUCUUGCUGUGGAAACAGUGCAACCCUUAGCUUUCCAGAAAGCAAUAAUUGCUGAUAUCACUUUACCUCCCAUGGGAAAUUAGUCAUUGGGCGUCUGGGUUCUCACAGAUCUUUCUCUGUCGUCUUGGAUCACUGGCAGGUAAAGGUGAGACACUGAGGCCUGGGAGGACCAGUGACUGACUUCUGCCAAGCAAAGCUCCACUGGCAGUAAGGAGGGACUCCGGCCCAAUGGACCAUUCUAACCAGCAGACUUUCAACUCAAAAAAAAGACCUGAGGCACUAUUAUGCAUCCUUUGUUUUUGUGAGGCUCUCUUCCGAACAAUGCACAUAAGGAUACAUUUUGCUCUUCCACUUCUUGGAUAAUAGAAUUUGUUUGUCAGCUACUUCAUGCAAUGAUUAUAAUUAUGUCGGUGUCCUCUGGAUCAGUUUACUUGUGAAAUCAAGUCACAAUAUGGCUUGUAAUCUAAAAUGAACAAUGCUGGAUCUAUAGCAGCUUCUUCCUGCUCCGCUGCAGCAGUGUAAUCCUCGUGACUGGUAUUGACCCACUGGACCUCUAGUUUUCCCAAUCCACCUUCCUUCCCUUUAGAAGUUCGGGCCCUGGAUGAGGGUUAGAGGGGAGGUCGGCACUUUGCCAUGGCUCAUUCGUCUGACACGGCACACAAAGACAUGACGAAUGGGGCUCAUCCCAGUGCCCAGCCAGGGCCCUCAGGCACUUCUUCACUACCACGCUACCUGCACAAGAAGCAGCAGCGCCAGAGAGGAGUGAGAUCUUCCUCUCCUAUGGGCAGGGUCAUCCUCAUCAAUGCACCUGUCGAUGGUGGGGAUGACAGUGAAGACAUCCACACAAUUACUGUGGACAAAAGUGAGGAUGGCAGGCUGGGCUUCAGUGUGCGGGGAGGGUCUGAACAUGGCCUGGGAAUCUUUGUCAGCAAGGUGGAGGAUGACAGCUCUGCAGAGUUGGCAGGCCUGUGUGUUGGGGAUAAGCUGGUCGAGGUGAAUGGCAUAAGUCUGGAGAGCAUCACUAUGAGCAGUGCAGUAAAAGUCCUGACAGGAAAUAAUCGUCUGCGCAUGGUAGUAAGACGUGUGGGGAAGGUGCCUGGUAUCCGCUAUUCAAAAGAGAAGACUACAUGGUAAGUAGAUCUGAUCCACCGAAGGAUGGUAGUGGAAGAAAAUGGUCACACACCUUCAGAGGCCAGUUCAGAUGGAGCCCUGCGCAGAAUAGUGCACCUUUACACAACCUCAGAUGACUACUGCCUGGGCUUCAACAUCCGCGGUGGCAAAGAGUUUGGCCUGGGCAUCUACGUCUCAAAGCUGGACCCUGGUGGCCUGGCAGAGCAAAAUGGAAUUAAAAUGGGGGAUCAGAUUCUUGCAGCCAAUGGAGUGAGUUUUGAAGACAUCACACACAGCAAUGCAGUAGAAGUGCUUAAGAGUCACACUCACGUGAUGCUGACUAUCAAGGAGGCUGGCCGAUAUCCUGCUUAUAAGGAGAUGGUGGCGGAGUACAGCUGGCUUAAUAAAUUGGCUAAUGGAGGCCAGCCCUCUUCCUCCCAGGGUUCAGACUCCUACUCGUCCACUUCCUCUCUCUCCUCUGGGACGCCGGUCAGCUCUCUCAGUGGCCUCUCUCAGGUCAUGUUCCUUUCUGUAUUCGGCUCAGAGAUGGUGGAUGUCUGUAUCUCCACCGAGGACCGCUCAUGCCGGCCCAGCUCUGAACGGAUAGAGACCGCCAUGCAGACUGACCCGCUUGAGCCUGACGCCACAUCACAAUAUAGUAGGGUAAUAACCAAUGAAACCAGCCGAACGGUUGGUGAAACUGUCCUGUUAAAAGACACAGUGAUCCGCAGUGGGACUGCCAAAUCUCGGACAAGGACCUUCUCUGCUGGGGAUAAAGAGACUCUGGACUCCCCUAAAACGGCAGUCCUGAUGGCUCUCAGCAAGCCUCGGAAACCAAUCCGCCGAUCCCAGAGUCACAUCACUGUGUCAGAGGACAAGCAGAAGAAAAAUAAGCAUCAAAAGGACAAGGUAGAGAUGGAGGGAAGUACCUUGCAGCGCUCCAAAACCUUUGUCAGCUUGCUUUUUAAAAGUGGACGCAGGAGGGAAAGGUCAUCCUCCAGAGACAGGAAGGACAAAGGGACAGGGGACGGACAUAGAGGAAGAUCCAAAUCCCCGAAACACUUAGAUAACGAACCGGGUAAAGAGCGGGGUCGACCCAUAAUUAACCUGUUGAGUUCUCCCAGAGAGACUCGGCCUGGAAUGAGGGAGCACAGCCCCAUCCCAAGCCCAGAGACCAUGGCCAUGUUGGAGGAUGUGGCCUGCAAGCUGCUCAACACGGAUGAGGUGGUGGCAGUCAUGGUGUGUGUUGCAAAUUACACUGUAAAAAGUGUGGUUGAGGAUCUGGUGCGCCCCUUGCUGGCCAUCUUGGACAAGCCUGAGAAGCUUCUGCUGCUAAGGGAGGUUAGAAUGAUCAUCCCUCCCACAGAUCUGGGUCGUUUUGACAGUAUGGUUUUGCCCUUUGAGCUUGAAGCCUAUGACAUACUAAAAAACCGCUCUGUAAGGUCUCCUGUCCUGCGUUCUCCUCGUCAUGGUGGAACACCCCGUCGCCAUCUAAUAACUCCCAUACCAGAUUACCAUGGUGGAUUCCACCUUCAGCCAGUGCAAGAUCUGGAAAGAGAACGGCAGCUCAUUGAAGAUUUGGAACGGCUGCGUUUGGCAGGUUUACCGACUGGACGACUUCCUCCUCCUCGCGCUUUCACACCUCUCUUAGAUGUACCAGUAGACACUUACAUCACAGACUCGCUUCGUAAUCGUUCACUGAGUCCUGCUCGUCUCGGCUGGCUGCACUCAGAGUCUCCUCACGGCACGGAACGCAUCACACGCUCCCCCCAGAGAAGAGACAACAGUUUCCCCAGGACAUCACACCAUGACUCUUUACCCAGCAGAGGUGAUUCUGUCCCAGAGCGAGGGAGAUCCCCUUAUAGGAAUGGACAUAGAAUAAAACCGGACAAAUCCCAGAAUGGUAAAGAGGUAAAGUAUACUGUAAUGAGUGCACACCGCCGGAGUAGGACCGCACUGACCCAGGUGUUUGCGCCCAGCUCAGAUCAGGACUGGAAAGAACCAGUGAAUGGUCACUCAGACAGCCAAGAAACCCCACCAGAGCAAGAGUAUGAAUUAACCAAGGUUUCUAUCUCUAAGACCAAACAGUCCCUUGGAAUAAGCAUCUCAGGUGGGAUUGAGUCAAAGGUGCAGCCAAUGGUGAAGAUAGAGAAGAUCUUUCCAGGAGGAGCGGCAUCUACUAGUGAUGUUCUGAAGGCUGGAUUCGAGCUGGUGUCGGUAGACGGAGAGUCCCUCCAAGGUGUUACACAUCAGCACGCAGUGGAUGCCAUUCGAAGGGCUUUCAGCAACAAGGCCAAAGACCCCAUGGAGUUUAUCGUCAAAGUUCCCAAGAACCUGAGAAACUGACUGAAACAGCACGAAACUCAAUGAGUUUUGGUAAAGGCCCCAAUAUACUUAUGGUGAAGUUCUUUUUUGUUCUUCACUUGGAUAAAAAGAAGUUUGAAAUACCUGAGCAGUGGUAAACUGUUUGUGAACAUUGUGAUGCCGCCCACGCUGCUGAGAGCAGAGAUUAGAUGAAUAUGUAAAUAUGUCUCAAUAACAAAAUAAACAAAAUAAACAUAGAACAAAAAUGACAGCGGUAAGCAGAAGUUAAAACAAUAGUUCACCCAAAAGUGAAAUUUUGAAUUUUAUUUUUUGGCUUUAGAUUUACUCUUUAGUUUUACUCUCAAGUAGGGCCGGAUACCUCUUUUCGCAACAUACUGUAGGCAAAAAAAAAAUUUUCAGCAUUUUUGGGCGAACUAUUCCAAUAAGAAAGCAUCUGAUCAUAGUGAAGUGGAUACCUUUGCACACGUUUUGCAAUUCGGUACUCUAGGCAAGUCGCUUAAUUAUAUAGCACUUUAUACAAUAGAUAAAGCAAGCAUAUUUACAGUAUUAAACAUGAAAUAAACAGUGUCAGUCACUUUCAGUUAGAAUUACAACUUCAGUUUCUACUGAAAAGCAGCUCUCCAGUGUGUUCACGUUUUUACUCAUGUCUGAUCUCGACAGACUGAUCAGAAGAAAUAAACCACAAGGUUUGAAGAAGGGAGAGCCCCAGAGCACAGAUAUGUACUGUUACUAUAAUGUAACUGCCACGGACCAAUUGUUGUUGACCACUUUGAUUUCCUGAAAUGAACUCCUAACUAACUUUUGGCCGGGGUUUUUUUUAUUGAAAAUUACAUCAUACCAGUUAGUACUUGAAUUUUGCUUGAAGUAUAUUGGGGUCUUAGUGCUGCAGGGUAUAAACGGAUGACAGGUUUGAUUAUGACAUCAUGACUGAUGGGGGUCGAGGCAAACCCCUGAGCAAGAAUUAAAAAAUGGGCUUCCAGAGAGUGCUAUUGGCCAUUCAAAGAUACUGACCUUUUCCCUUCCUGUUGAAAGUUAUUUGCUUUUGAAUCUAUUCCUUGUCUAAUUUGAAUAUAUUUUAUGAAAUGUAAUAAAACAGUCAUAACUUGCCACUACCAAUGUUAAAGGAUCUGACACCCUGUAUAAACAUGAGAUAUUGUGGGUUUCUAUUUUUGGUUGGUUUAAGCCUGGAGCUAUAAGAAUGCACUGACAUGACAUGAUGAUAAUCUUAUUUAAGUCAUAACACUACCCUUCCAUCCUACAGUCUCCACAGUUACGCCUGAGAGAGAUUACACACAGCCACAGUAUGGAUUGAGAUUACAGUAGGUCUGUUUUUCUUUUUAAAUUGCUGGUUUGGUUUAGUGAAUGUCUGGGGGAUUAUUACAAAUCUCACUUUACAUCCUUUGCUCUAAGUU